This is a messenger RNA of Diceros bicornis minor, 954 nucleotides long. Its product is annotated as retinol dehydrogenase 7-like. Gene Ontology annotation, molecular function: oxidoreductase activity. Bases 1 to 954 code for a protein of 317 amino acids. NCBI's taxonomy places the organism in Eukaryota, Metazoa, Chordata, Mammalia, Perissodactyla, Rhinocerotidae. The record is from RefSeq and is a predicted model, not a curated record. The transcript has 4 exons.
AUGUGGCUGUACCUGGCAGCCCUCGUGGGCCUGUACUACCUCCUGCGCUGGUACCGGGAGAGGCAGGUGGUGAGCAACCUCCGAGACAAGUAUGUCUUCAUCACGGGCUGUGACUCAGGCUUCGGGAACCAGCUGGCCAGGCAGCUGGACCUGCGAGGCUUGAGGGUGCUGGCCGCGUGUCUAACGGAGAAGGGGGCCGAGCAGCUGAGGGACCGGACGUCAGACAGGCUGGAGACGGUGAUCCUGGAUGUCACCAAGACAGAGAGCAUCGCUGCAGCCACCCAGUGGGUGAAGGAGCGCACGGGGGACAGAGGCCUAUGGGGUUUGGUGAACAAUGCCGGCAUUGGUGUGCCAGCUGCCCCAAAUGAAUGGCUGACCAAAGAUGAUUUCUCAAAAAUCUUGAACGUGAACUUGCUUGGCCUCAUCGAAGUGACGCUGAGCUUUCUUCCCCUGAUCAGAAAGGCCAGGGGAAGAGUAGUCAAUGUUUCUAGUCCAACUGGGAGACUAUCUGUGUUUGGUGGCGGCUACUGCAUUUCUAAGUAUGGCGUAGAAGCUUUUUCUGACUGCCUGAGAAGAGAGCUGUGUCCUUUUGGAGUUCGUGUUGCUAUCAUGGUACCCGGGAGCUUUAAAACAUCCAUUUGCCCUGACAAUAUAGAGGAUAUAUUCAAGGGAAUCUGGAGUCGAGUGUCCCCAGAGGUGAAGAAGAGCUACGGAGACAAGUACUUCAAAGGCUAUUGCCAGUAUUUUAAUAAACUCACAUCUCAAGGACAGAAGAAUCUAACCCCGGCCACCGACUGCAUGGAGCACGCCCUGACUGCCGUCUACCCUCGGAUCCGCUACUCUGCUGGCUGGGACGCCGCAAGCUUCAUUCUCCUGUCUUAUUUACCAGCAUCUGUGGCAGACUUUAUUCUUAGUCUUUCUUCAAAUGUGGUCAGGCCUGCUGAUGCUGUGUAG